CUUCAGAGGGGACAGACACCAUGCAGUAGUCCUGUAGCGGCACAAGGGAAAUGGUUUACUUCAGGUAAUGUUGAGACUAUGGACUAUAAGACAGUUGUAUAAUGAUUGUUUCUAUGGUUUGAAAGCUUUAAACUUUAGUUUUACAUUAUAAUAAAAGUUGCAUUCAAAAUGUCUUUCUGUUUACAGGGAUUUGAGUUGAACAAUGUUAAACUGACGAAUAAGAACAUGGUAUGUUUCAUUUCAUUUAAAUUGAAGCUUAUUUUAUGGCAUGCUAAAGUAAAAACCACAAUAAAACCAAAUUGAACAACAUUUCUGAAUGUUUUCAUUGAAUUGAUUUAGUCAUGAUGUUUUGGUGGGGAAUGUGUACUAUAGAGCUUCUGUGAAACAGCUGAUACUGCUUCCCUGUAGAAAUAGUUAACCAUGUCUAGCCCACAAGACUUUAGAUGCGUGUUUACAAUUCUUGUUUAGUGUGGAGACUAUGCCACCCCAUGACUUUAAUAUGUGAGAGGUGAAAUAGUUUUGACUGUGUUCUCUUCCUCUCACACUUUCUAUCAUUCGCUCUCUCUUUCCAUCCCUCUUCCAUCAGAGACGUCAUUCCCUUUCCUCUCGCCCCCCCCGUCCUGCCGGUCACCGCCACUGUGACAGCUGCUUCAGCCGGCGGUGCAAGGCCCCUGUGGAGAUCUCUGUGUCUUGUGUGCUCAUCCCCUGUCGCCUUUUGUGUGGAGCCCUGUUCCACAUGUGCAAAGAGGAGGAGCAUGCGCUGCUCUGCCCCAAUGAGAAGGUGCCAUGCCUUAACGCCGCCUUCGGCUGUCCAAUCAUCAUGCCCCGUUCCUGGCAGGCGGGCCACCUGCAGGUCUGUCCCGCCAGUGUGGUGUGCUGCUCAAUGGAAUGGAUCCGCUGGCCAGCCGAUGAAGCCUACGCAAACACACACCCCGACGUCCACGCACACACACACACCCUGCAUGAGAACCUGCUGAAGGAGCAGAAGGCAGGAGAACAGCUGGACCUGGCCAUGGCCCUGGAUGAUCAGAGACACCUGUACGCUCGUAUGAAGAUGAAGACUCUCUACCCAGAGAUGAUAGUGAAGGAGGAGGGAGAGGAAGAGGAGAAGAAAGAAGAGAAGAAAAAGAAGAAGACAGAAGACUGGGCUGCAGUGCGUCUAACUAAUGGGGCCUCCACCCUCCGUACGGCUGCUGAUGAUGGGUGUAGUGAAGAGAGGCCAUAUGAUAUCCUAUCUGGUAACCGGCUUUCCUAGACAAAUCCAAAAUGUUAUUAGAACUUUAUAAAUUACAAUAACUUGUUUUUCCUCAUUAUUAUCCUCUCUCUCCUCUGUCCUCACUCACGCUCUCUCUCUCUGUUCUUCCCCUCUCUCUCCCCAGGCAUUCCAGAAACAGCAGUGACAGACCUUUCAGACUUUUCUUUGGAGGAGGAGGAGGGAGAUGUGGCUGCGGAGGAACCAGGGGGAAACAUCAGCUCUGACAGAUACAACAGGUAUGAAAGGAUGUUCAAUAUGGAUAAAGGAGGCUGUAACCUGGACAUCAAAAAGAGCCGGGGUAGAGAAGGGAAGGAGUGGAACCAGUGGAUGGAGUUGGAGCAGCAGUCGUGCAGAGAGAAGAAGGAGAGAAGAGAUGCAGAGGCAGAAGGAGAAGGGUUGAUGGGAGCUCCGCAAGCUCCAGGAGCUUCAGGGAGACCAAGGGGGACCGAGGCCAAUGCUAACGCAACAGGGACUACAGGUAUGGCCCCAUGGCAGGACGGGGUCCUGCAGCGCAUGGCCAAGGAGGUCACCCCACAGGAAUUCAACAUGUACCUGGUGCACCACGGACGCAUGCUGCUCACCUUUGGCCAGAUGGAUGCCUGCACACCACGGGAGAAAGACUUUGUCUACGGAAACAUAGAGCCCAUCCCUGUUCAGACACUGUACUCCUUCAAGGUAAGGGUGGAAGGUAGAAGUGGGACCUGCAUGGACUUCACACACAAUGUAAAAAAUAAGGGCAAGCAGAAACUUGAUGCAGUUGUGUUCAUUUAUUUAAUAUUCUCUGUAAGGCAUAUUUAUAUUCACAUACACACAGAUACACACACUUACACACACAAAUCUUUGUAAAGUAAUGUCAUGUAGUCAUGUUACUGUACAGUGCCUUGCAACAGUAUUCAUCCCCCUUGGCAUUAUUCCUAUUGUGUUGCAUUACAACCUGUAAUUUUAAAUGGAUUUUUAUUUGGAUUUCAUGUAAUGGACAUACACAAAAUAGUCCAAAUUGGUGAAGUGAAAUGAAAAAAAUAACUUGUUUAAGAAAAUUCUAAAAAAUAAAUAAUGGAAAAGUGGUGUGUGCAUACAGUGAGGGAAAAAAGUAUUUGAUCCCCUGCUGAUUUUGUACGUUUGCCCACUGACAAAGAAAUGAUCAGUCUAUAAUUUUAAUGGUAGGUUUAUUUGAACAGUGAGAGACAGAAUAACAACAAAAAAAUCCAGAAAAACGCAUGUCAAAAAUGUUAUAAAUUGAUUUGCAUUUUAACGAGGGAAAUAAGUAUUUGACCCCUCUGCAAAACAUGAAUUAGUACUUGGUGGCAAAACCCUUGUUGGCAAAUAAACCUACCAUUAAAAUUAUAGACUGAUCAUUUCUUUGUCAGUGGGCAAACGUACAAAAUCAGCAGGGGAUCAAAUACUUUUUUCCCUCACUGUAUGUAUUCAUCCACUUUGCUAUGAAGCCCCUAAAUAAGAUUUGGUGCAACCAAUUACCUUCCGAAGUCACAUAAUUAGUUAAAUAAAGUCCACCUGUGUGCAAUCUAAGUGUCACAUGAUAUGUCACAUGAUCUCAGUAUAUAUACAUCUGUUCUGAAAGGCCCCAGAGUCUGCAACACCACUAAGCGAGGGGCAUCACCAAGCAAAUGGCACCAUGUAGACCAAGGAGCUCUCUAAACAGGUCAGGGACAAAGUUGUGGAGAAGUACAGAUCAGGGUUGGGUUAUAAAAAAAGAUCAGAAACUUUGAAUAUCCCACGGAGCACCAUUAAAUCCAUUAUUAAACAAUUGAAAGAAUAUGGCUCCACAACAAACCUGCCAAGAGAGGGCCGCCCACCAAAACUCACGGACCAGGCAAGGAGGGCAUUAAUCAGAGAGGCAACAAAGAGACCAAAGAUAACCCUGAAGGAGCUGCAAAGCUCCACAGCGGAGAUUGGAGUAUCUGUCCAUAGGACCACUUUAAGCCAUACACUCCACAGAGCUGGGCUUUACGGAAGAGUGGCCAGAAAAUAGCCACGCUCAAGUCUUCUGUUUUUUUGUCUUACGUCUUGUUUGUUUCACCCCAAAAAUUAUUUUGCAUCUUCAAAGUGUUAGGCAUGUUGUGUAAAUCAAAUGAUACAAACCCCCAAAAAAUCUGUUUUAAUUCCAGGUUGUAAGGCAACAAAAUAGGAAAAAUGCCAAGGGGGGUGAAUACUUUCGCAAGCCACUGUAUGUGUUAUCAAUCAUUGUUCCCCUGCAGGUUCCUGUCAGCUACCGAGAGAAGCAGCGUAGUAUCCACUACUAUGACGCAUCCGCCCGUGCUGAGAGUACCUGGGUCUGUGUGGAUACGUCUGACCUGGGGGCAUUAAAGGAGUCCUGGUGGACGGACGAGGCUGAGAGCACACUACUGGGAUACGCAGAGAGAGAGGUCAUGGGGCAUCAGGUAAGUGAAAGCUAUCAGAAGAGUUCUGCAGGUUAAAAUAAGUGCCAGUGCUAGGUGCAAUAAAAUGCUGAACAAAAAAAGAGCAUACGUUUCCCAGCUAUCAGAACAGAAAUAUAAUACGUACGUCAACAACACAUAAAGAUAUAAUAGCGAUGUUAACACAACACCUGGCUACUUUAUCAAGCGGUUCGGAUCAAGCGGUGUAACAGCUAAGGUGUUGGGUUGAAAGUCACAAGCCAAGGUCCCGGGUUCCAUCCCUGGUUGGGAUUACCCACUGAUAAACAAUGGGUGGAGAUUUCUCUCUAUCUCUGCCCGGAUAAGGUUAUUGGAGCUGUUCUUGAGCUGUUCUUAAGCGAGCUGAGAUGUCUUUCUCACAUCAACACCAUUAUCCCAGAAACCCUAGACCCACUCUAAUUUGCAUACCGCCACAACAGAUCCACAGAUGAUGCAAUCUCUAUUGCGCUCCACACUUCCCUUUCGCACCUGGACAAAAGGAACACAUAUGUGAGAAUGCUAUUCAUUGACUACAGCUCAGCGUUCAACACCAUAGUGCCCUCAAAGCUCAUCACUAAACUAAGGACCAUGGGACUAAACACCUCCCUCUGCAACUGAAUCCUGGACUUCCUGACGGACCGCCCCCAGGUGCUAAGGGUAGGUAACAACACAUCCGCCACGCUGAUCUUCAACAAGGGGGCCCCUCAGGGGUGCGUACUCAGUCCCCUCCUGUACUCCCUGUUCACUCAUGACUGCAUGGCCAGGCACGACUCCAACACCAUCAUUAAGUUUGCCAAUGACACAACAGCAGUAGGCCUGAUCACCGACAAUGACGAGACAGCCUAUAGGGAGGAAGUCAGAGACCUGGCCGUGUGGUGCCAGGACAACAACCUCUCCCUCAACGUGAUCAAGACAAAGGAGAUGAUUGUGGACUACAGGAAAAAGAAGAGGACUGAGCACACCCCCAUUCUCAUCGACGGGGCUGUAGUGGAGCAGGUUGAGAGCUUCAAGUUCCUUGGUGUCCACAUCACCAACAAACUAUCAUUGUCCAAGCACAAGAAGACAGUCGUGAAGAGCACAACAAACCCUAUUCCCGCUAAGGAAACUGAAAAGAUUUGGCAUGGGUCCUCAGAUCCUCAAAAGGUUCUACAGCUACACCAUCAUGAGCAUCCUGACUGGUUGCAUCACCGCCUGGUAUGGCAACUACUCAGCCUCUGACCGCAAGGCACCCCCCUCCAACCCCCCCUCUUUUAUGCUGCUGCUACUCUCUGUUUAUUAUCUAUGCAUAGUCACUUUAAUAACUCUACCUACAUGUACCUAUUACAUCAAUUACCUCGACUAACCGGUGCCCCCGCACAUUGACUCGAUACCAGUACCCCCUGUAUACAGCCUCGCUAUUGUUAUUUUACUGCUGCUAUUUAAUUAUUUGUUACUUUUAUUUAUUUUUUUGUUUUUGGUAUUCUUUCUUAAAACUGCAUUGUUGUUUAAGGGCUUGUAAGUAAGCAUUUCACUGUAAGGUCUACACCUGUUGUAUUCGGCGCAUGUGACAAAUAACAUUUGAUUUGAUUUUGAUUUGAUUCUCUCCGUCUUCCUGGUUCUAAGAUCAGUGAGCUGCGUGGACAGGAUGGGCUUUAUGUGGACAUGGGGAUGCAGACCCACUCCUUCAGGACGGCGCCGUUCAGACGAGACACGACGUUAGCAGACCUGACAAGGGACAAGCCUCUGAAGCUCCGCCUCCAGCUGCAGGCAGACAGCACCUCCAGCCGACACAACAAGGCUAGCUCCGCCUUCACCUUCCUCUGUGGACACUCCUUCCAACGGAGGGAAUUCCCCAAACACUUCAGGUAUCCCAAACACUUCAGGCACUCCAAACACUUCCAACGCAAAGAUUUCCCAACACUUCAGGUACCUGGGCCCCUGUGAUGUCAUGUAGCCUUGAGUAGUAGCCUUGAUAUGGCUGUAUAGCCUCCAUUGUAAUGGCUUCUACACAACUAAAAUGAAACAUCGUUAUCAUUAUUCAGGAACGUGCACACAGACAUUCAGACGUGUGCUAGUGGCUGGUUUGAGCAGAGGUGUCCCCUGGCCUACCUGGGCUGCACCUACAGCCAGAGAAGGUUAGAGCCUUUCAGACAACCUGCCACCGUCACCUACAAGUAAGAACCAUUCAACUAACUACUCACAACUCAUGCUCUGAUUAUGGAAGAACUGGUGUUUGUAUAUAGUUCAGUAUUUGUAUUUACAGUCAUUCAGUAUAUUCCCUCCAAUUGCAAUUGCUUUUUUUGGGGGUUGGUUGCAUUACCAUACCCUAAUCCUGGCCUCUGACCCUUUACCUACAGCCAGGAACUGAGCAUCUUCAACCUCCGACCCACCGUCCCAGCCUCUCUAGGGGAGGGACCAGAGCCCCCCAAACCCUCCAAGUCCCAGUCUGCUCCAGAACCUGUCUCAACCCCCAGGAGGUGGCGGUCGAAGGGAGAAGGGGACUGCGAUUCUCUGAGUGCUUUGCCAUCCGAGGUGCUGUGCCACAUUGCCAGCUUCCUGGACAGUCUGUCCCUGUCCCAACUGGCCCUGGUGUCCCGCCUCAUGAGAGAGGUGUGUUCCUCUCUGCUGCAGGACAGGGGGAUGGUGUCCUUCCUCUGGGAAAAGAAGACCUACAAGUCCGGUGUGGCCAAAUGGAAGGCCAAAACUGUAAGAGCACUGGAGGUUACAAUGACAACAGUCUGUCUAGUAAGUUAAAUGCAGUGAAAUGGAAACGUAACCCCCUUCUGUGAUUUGUCACAUGUCCCAUGUUCUCCUCUCUCUCCCUGCCUACCCUCUCCUAUCCUCUCUUUCCUUUCCUCUCAUCUUGUAUCUAUCCCCAGGUGUGGGAGUUCAGUCAUCUGUUCUCUACAGUGGAUUUGUGGCGUUUUAUAGACAACGUGCCGUCCAUGUCGGAGCACCUGAAGGUUUGUUCGUACUACCAGACCUGGGUACCACCCCAGCCGGUGGCCCUGCCCAGCAUGAGUCACCUACGGGGGGGAACACAGGAGCAGGAUAACCAGCAGAGACAGAGCCUGGUUACUCAGUUCAUGGGCAACAGAUAGCAGGGGAAAAAUAUAAUUCUGAUCCUUCCUGACAGUCAGUGCUGGCUGGUGGCACUUCAAAUCUGAGGAUGGGCUGACAGUAAUGGCUGGGAUGGAAUAAAUGGAAUGGUUUCCAUGUGUUUCAUACAAUUCCAUCAACUCCAUUCCAGCCAUUAUUAUGAUCCAGCCUCCCCUCACCCGCCUCCUCUGCUGACAGUCCAACCUUGAAGCAUGAAUAGAAGAAAUAGAACAAAUAUGUGCCAGACAUUUUCAGCUACAGAGAAUUCAGUUAAAAAGUGUGUGUUUAUUACUAAAACCUUAAGGUUACUUGUUAAAUUAACAGUUGGAUUUACCAGAAUCUCUACGCAGCUCAAAUAACCAAUCACACACAGGAGACGGACAGGUUGAGUGACGAAUGAGGGAUUGUCUCCCCUCAUACCAAAGAGCCAUUUGCCUGCCCUCUGAUCAUUCUCGAACAUGCCGGACUUCCUCACACUCUUGCAAGUAGGGGAAUGUGGUGAGAUAUCUCACUCAUAACAUCAGAGAACCGGGGUAAUGCAAGUAACCUUAAGUUAUUUUUCAAUUAUUAGUUUCAAUAUCUCACAGUGGGAUAUGGCCAACUCCCGUAUCACAUAUGCUCUCCGAAGCCAGGCAAUCUCAACGUAUCAACCCUCAGAGGCCUCGACACUGAGGACAGUAUGCGCCAAAGACUGCGCAGUGAAGUCUAGCCGGUAGAACGUCAUAAAUGUAAGCCUUUGCUGUUAUAGGCCAAUAUACAGUGGGGAAAAAAAGUAUUUAGUCAGCCACCAAUUGUGCAAGUUCUCCCACUUAAAAAGAUGAGAGAGGCCUGUCAUUUUCAUCAUAGGUACACGUCAACUAUGACAGAUAAAAUGAGAAACAAAUAUCCAGAAAAUCACAUUGUAGGAUUUUUAAUGAAUUUAUUUGCAAAUUAUGGUGGAAAAUAAGUAUUUGGUCAAUAACAAAAGCGCACUGAAUGAUACACCCUAUGACGUCUUCCAGUGUAUUGAUGCGGGGGGGGGGUUGGGGGGGGGGGGGGGUUGAGAUAAAAAAAUACAUGUAGUCCUGUUAUGUGGCAAUUCGCGAAGGCUCUAUGUUAUACUGAUCGCACUAUACAUUUUUGUGGGUGUAGAUAUGGUUGUCCUUGUUUGAUAGAGCCAUUGGAUGCCUUUCUGCGAUAUUCCUAUUGGUGAAUUCAUUGCUAAAUAUACAAGCAAACACAUUUUUUCCAGUCUCUGAAAGACUACAACUUGUGUUGGGCGGUGCUUCGUGCUCUGGCCCCUGUCCCUCCCCCAAGGCGGGCUGUUUUAAAAAGGAGGCAGAUACUAACAACAAUCCUUUGGGCAAAACUGGAAGAACUGACCAGAUGCAAUGGCUUCAAAUGAUUCCUCUCGUCAACACGAAUGCGAUGAUGGAUCAUCUAUUAGCUACAUGGAGAUAUUCAACCAUACAUGUUUCAAUCGGAAUAUAGCAAAGAGGAUUUGAAACAAAGAGUUCGAUUUAGCUAACGUUAGAAGCUCAGCUACAGCCGACGCCAGCACCAAGAGGGUAGAUGACAAAUAUGGUGCCUAGUUAAGUAAGUUAUUUUUCCUGCAUGCUAACUUUAGUUUAUCUACUGAAACCCAUAUUGCUGGUUAACAUACAGUGGGGAAAAAAAGUAUUUAGUCAGCCACCAAUUGUGCAAGUUCUCCCACUUAAAAAGAUGAGAGAUGCCUGUCAUUUUCAUCAUAGGUACACGUCAACUAUGACAGAUAAAAUGAGAAACAAAUAUCCAGAAAAUCACAUUGUAGGAUUUUUAAUGAAUUUAUUUGCAAAUUAUGGUGGAAAAUAAGUAUUUGGUCAAUAACAACAGUUUCUCAAUACUUUGUUAUAUACCCUUUGUUGGCAAUGACACAGGUCAAACGUUUUCUGUAAGUCUUCACAAGGUUUUCACACACUGUUGCUGGUAUUUUGGCCCAUUCCUCCAUGCAGAUCUCCUCUAGAGCAGUGAUGUUUUGGGGGCUGUCGCUGGGCAACACAGACUUUCAACUCCCUCCAAAGAUUUUCUAUGGGGUUGAGAUCUGGAGACUGGCUAGGCCACUCCAGGACCUUGAAAUGCUUCUUACGAAGCCACUCCUUCGUUGCCCAGGCGGUGUGUUUGGGAUCAUUGUCAUGCUGAAAGACCCAGCCAUGUUUCAUCUUCAAUGCCCUUGCUGAUGGAAGGAGGUUUUCACUCAAAAUCUCACGAUACAUGGCCCAGUCAUUCUUUCCUUUACACGGAUCAGUCGUCCUGGUCCCUUUGCAGAAAAACAGCCCCAAAGCAUGAUGUUUCCACCCCCAUGCUUCACAGUAGGUAUGGUGUUCUUUGGAUGCAACUCAGCAUUCUUUGUCCUCCAAACACGACAAGUUGAGUUUUUACCAAAAAGUUCUAUUUUGGUUUCAUCUGACCAUAUGACAUUCUCCCAAUCCUCUUCUGGAUCAUCCAAAUGCACUCUAGCAAACUUCAGACAGGCCUGGACAUGUACUGGCUUAAGCAGGGGGACACGUCUGGCACUGCAGGAUUUGAGUCCCUGGCGGCGUAGUGUGUUACUGAUGGUAGGCUUUGUUACUUUGGUCCCAGCUCUCUGCAGGUCAUUCACUAGGUCCCCCCGCGUGGUUCUGGGAUUUUUGCUCACCGUUCUUGUGAUCAUUUUGACCCCACCGGGUGAGAUAUUGCGUGGAGCCCCAGAUCGAGGGAGAUUAUCAGUGGUCUUGUAUGUCUUCCAUUUUCUAAUAAUUGCUCCCACAGUUGAUUUCUUCAAACCAAGCUGCUUACCUAUUGCAGAUUCAGUCUUCCCAGCCUGGUGCAGGUCUACAAUUUUGUUUCUGGUGUCCUUUGACAGCUCUUUGGUCUUGGCCAUAGUGGAGUUUGGAGUGUGACUGUUUGAGGUUGUGGACAGGUGUCUUUUAUACUGAUAACAAGUUCAAACAGGUGCCAUUAAUACAGGUAAUGAGUGGAGGACAGAGGAGCCUCUUAAAGAAGAAGUUACAGGUCUGUGAGAGCCAGAAAUCUUGCUUGUUUGUAGGUGACCAAAUACUUAUUUUCCACCAUAAUUUGCAAAUAAAUUCAUUAAAAAUCCUACACUGUACUACUGUGUUACAGUGGGGAGAAAUCAUAUUAUUGUUCUGUUUGCUAACUUAGCUAGCUAUGUAGCUAGCUAGCUAAACAACUACCGGUGCCAUAUCUAUGACAAAAAAUAGAAGAGGUUUUACAAUUGAAAAUAUUUGAUAUCUCGAUUGUAAAACCUCUUCUCUUUUUAGUCGUAGAUAUGGCUAGCUACUAAACAGCAAGCUACAACGUUACAACCAGCCACCUAAAUCUAGGUUUACCAGCAAAUGUUAGCACAUGGCUGGAGUUGGCUAGCUAGUUAACCUGGCGCCUGCUAACUUGUUAAGCACCAUGCCUCGCAUUUGUAACUUGUUAGCAAACAUGUGUAACAUCAACAACUGUAAAUAAUUUGACUAGCUCGCUAUCCAACAUAAUUGACAAGGGUUGACAUUGGUUUUGACUAUGACCUUGGAUGCAUUUCAAUCUCACAAAAGUAUAGGCAUGACGCAAGAUAGGAAUCCAAACAGGUAAAUAACAAGUAUUGCAUAUCCAGCAAGCUAGCUAAGUUAACUAGCAAACAAGAAUACAACAAUUUACUGUUGUAAAUCUCUUAAACUAAAGCUGGUUUUACUAUAAAAAAAUAUUUGCCUAAAGAUGCCUGAUAGACAUGGCUGUAGGUAGAUACUGUCUGCCUACCUACCUAGGCUCAUUUAUACAGUCACUUUGCAAAGGAGGGUUAUGCCAUAUUUCAUUCUAUUAGUCUAGAUAUUGAUGUAAAUGUAAUCUCUGUGCCUGUGCACAUGUAUGCAUGUUUAAAUAGUCUACCCUAAUUUUGAUGUUAUGCUGGCACAAUUCAGCUGUUGUUCAAACUAAACAAUAGAGUUAAAUUGUUUAGUUUUUUGUCUAACAGACCAGACAGUGUGGUGCCUGGGCUUCUUCCUGGAGUGGAUUCUAGAUACAGAAACAUAAUUCAUUUGCCUGCUGUGUGUCAUUGUAGCAGAACUGUAUCCCGUGAACUGUAUCCCUCUCAAGGGAUUAUACAUUAUGCUGGAUUUCAAGCAGAUGACUCAUGAGGAGCUGAAUGGCAAUUUGAUCAUGACAACACUCCUCCCACAGCUUUACAAGUAUUUGGAAUUGCAAUUUCAUCAUGACCACCUCUCCCAUCAUCUGCUGAUCACCAGUUCUCUUAGCUAUAGAUUGCUACACCAAAUAAUGUGAUUUAACCAAACAUUUUUGUUAUCCAUUACUGGGAGUUACAGGAUAGGUAUGGUUUGGCUCACAGAGUAAAUGUGAGGCAUGGCGCACAACAAGUUGCGGGCGCCAGGCUAACUAGCUAGCCAACUCCAGCCAUGUGCUAACAUUUGCUGGUAAACCUAGCUUUAGGUGGCUGGUUGUAACAUUGUGGCUUGUUGUUUAGUAGCUAUCCAUAUCUACGACUAAAAAGAGAAGAGGUUUUACAAUCGAGAUACGAAAGACCUCCAAUUGUUUUUUUUGCACUUUUUCUAAACAUCGUCACCCACCUCAUGUAGCCUAGCCCAUAGGCCUAUAUGUUUUGAUAAGGAUAACUAAACCAGCCAAAGAACUUCUUAAAAUUAAGCACAUUAAUCUGCUUUACAACGAGUGUAGAGCAUAACUGGCAGACAUACGCAGCGAGUGACCUUCAAGUUUGGGAAAGAUAAUUUUCUCCAUAAAAAUGCAUCUUUAUAAUAAAAGCAUUACAUGCAUAAUUGCAUUUGCGGUCGCUUUUGAUAAUGGUGUUUUCCUGCUAAUGGAACAUUCACGCUUAUAGCCUACUGCCAUGUGAGCAUUGCUGCGCUUAAAGUGUGAAGAAAUAGCCUAAUAGUUUCUCAACAUUUUAAGCUAAACGUACUGAUCUGUUCCGUCAGCCUCAUUGCGUAAAACUGGUUUUUUGAUGCUAUUGUUUUUAUUAAUUUGGGAUCUAUCGCAUUCCACAAAUGUCCCAGACUAUGUUUGGAAUAUUUAUUUCUUGCACAGAAUAGAAUAGGUACACAUUUGUACUAUGGGGGAUAGUAUAUUGACAUAGGCUAGUGCUUUUGCUGUUCGUUAGGCCUACUCAUCUUAUUGGCUGACGAAAAGUAAAUGUGGACAGUUCUUCCAAUAUCUUCAAUAUGCACCUUGGAGUUGGAUAAGGACAUGCGAAGUUGCGUCCCCGAUGUGUCUGUCUUCACUUGUAGCCUGUGAGAAAGGCCCGAUCACAUGAUGGCGAGCCAUGUGGGUGAGAGGUGCUUCGGAGCAAGCAGCACUCAGGGAGAAGGGAAUUAUGAUUAUUAUAUUCAGCCCAAGGGCACAACAGCCACUAGCCGCAAAAAGCAUUGAUUUUUUUAGGGGGCAUGACGGCCACACUAAGGGGAUGCCGCCGGGAAAUUCUAGGCAUUAUCAAGUGCUUGUCAAAUUGUGAAAUGGAGACUGAUGAAGCAUGUACAUCCUGCCCAAAAAACUUUUUUCAAAUCAUCAUUAGAGUCGCAUCAUGCAGCCUUACAAUGUAUUAAAAAUCUAAACUUAAAGGCCAACGUUUGUAGAACAGCUGAAGUUACAUUAAUAACUCUAAAUUGAGCAUAUAGGAGUACCUAUUUAUUUGUUAACCGCUCAACACAGAAUAGCUGUGUGUGCUCACUCCCUCAAAUCGUUUUGAGAAAAUAUCCUUUCUAUUUUAUUUAGCUUUGUUCAAUUGCAUUCUUUAUACUAUAAAAUAAUGCCACGGAAUUCUAAGCAAAUCUUGUCUGCUAACUGAACUAGUGUAGCCCACAGCCAUUUGGCAUAGCCAGAUGAGGACCUAACAUAAGGACAACUCAGAGUAUGCUAUUCUGUUCUUCUGAAAUAGACUAGAUUUUCUUCAUAUCAUGUUUCUUUAGACCUAAAAUAAAUAAUGGAUUUAUUGUGAAGGUGUAGGCUAUAUUACAUGGAUUUAUUAGACUUGGAAAUGUAGAUGUUCCAAAUGUCUGCAUCAGUGGCUUUUAGUCUAUGUGUGGAAGCCAGGAGCUGCUAAAUGUGUUCAUGUUAAUUAACGGUCAAUUACCGUGAGACCGGCAGUUAUUUGCUUGACAAUCACCGUCUGAUGAAAUUUUGUGACUGCCUCAGCCCUACCUGGGACAUGAGUCGCGCAUAGUGGCAGUAGGUGUGCGCUGCUCCACAGAAUAAUCCUGACAAAUAACCUGUGUAACCACAGGGAGCGAGUGCCACCCUGGCCGUUGAUGUACAGUCGUAUUGUCCGUUUUGUCCGUUUUGAUCAAGACGUGACAAUUCCGAAGGGAGGGUCGAAAGUGUCUCAGAGCAAGAAACACUCUCAGCAAUUCGAAGUAGUUUAGAAAUUAUGACCAAAGCAGAGUUGUGCGUUCCACAUAGGGGUCUCCACAGGUCAAAAAAGUUGGACCCGUUCCGAAAUGGACACGUGGCUUUCCCGCCCGACAUGCAUAAAUUACUUUAAAAAAACGGAGCAUUAGCAUUAUAUAAGCAUUAUAUUGUUUGAUUAAAGGAGUCAGUCUUGUAGGCCUUAAACAUUCUUCCUCACCUCAAGUUCAACUGUUGGAGUCCGUUUGAGCGCCGUUGCGUACUGCGCAUAUUGCAGCAUUAAAUGAAGUUUAUUUUUGCAUUUCGGCCUCCUUGGUUUUUCCUUUUCAUGGUUUGAGUGUGAGUAACGUAGUAAUUCUAUUAUAUUGCGGCAAACACAACAUUACAGUUGGAACUUAAUUUGGCCAAAGAAAAUGGCUCAACAGAAUUAAACAAAAUACUUUGCAUAUUAAAAUAAUUGGUUUAAACCUUUAGAAACGUUUUAACAGGUUAUAUUGCAGCAAUUAUCAACAAAGGCAAAUGCCUACUGUACCCAACAAAUGACAGCAAUACUUCAAUAGGCUAAUGAUAUUUAUUUUACAACAGGCAUACUUACAACCUUUCUUAAACUAAAAACGGAGCACAAAAUGUUCAACAGAAUUAAACAAAACACAUUUGGCAUAUUUAAAGAACAGGUUUACAUUAAUAAAUAGGCCUACAAUAAUAAUAAUAAUAAUAAAGAUAUACAAUAAUAAUAAUGAUAAAACAAAUGAUAAUAAAUACAAAAUAAAUUAUAGAAAAAAAAUUGCAUCGUUGCACACAGUCCAUUUGGCCACACCAACGUUCUUCUCACUUUGCCCAUUACAAUAUUAAAACUUGUCGGCUUCUUUUCACUAUGCUCUUUCUCCUCUAACUUUUGUUUUACUUCAAUGAAAAAUACCUCCGUCUUCGCAAUCAACAAUAGCCUAGGCUAGGCCAAGGUUCUCUCUCUCUCCUCAGCAGCAGGUGCACGUGAAGUGGCUGGUACCCGUUUGAGCUGGACCUAAGCUAUAUGUUUUAUUGAGUGUCAAUUGGCUCACAGAUACAGUGCCUUCAGAAAGUAUUCACACCCCUUGACUUUUUCCAUAUUUUGUUGUGUUACAAGGUGGGAUUCAAAUUGAUUUAAUUGUAAUUUUUUGGUCAACGAUCUACACAAAAUACUCUGUAAUGUCAAAGUGGAAGAACAUUUUUAACAUUUGUAAAAACAAAAAGAGAAGAAAAAGAAAACAUUAAUAUAUAUUGAUUACAGAAGUAUUCAACCCCCUGAGCCAGUACAUGUUAGAAUCACCUUUGUCAGCGAUUACAGCUGUGUCUUUUUGGGUAAGUCUCUUAAGAGCUUUCCACACCUGGAUUGUACAAUAUUUGCACAUUAUUAUUUUUCAAAUUCUUCAAGCUCAAGUUGCUUGUUGAUCAUUGCUAAACAGCCAUUUUCAAGUCUUGCUAUAUAUUUUCAAGCCGAUUUAAGUCAAAACUCUGUAACUAGGCCAUUCAGGAACAUUCAAUGUCGUCUUGGUAAGCAACUCCAGUGUAUAUUUGGUCUUGUGUUUUAGGUUAUUGUCCUGCUGAAAGGUGAAUUUGUCUCCCAGUGUCUGUUGGAAAGCAGACUGAACCAGGUUUUCCACUAGGAUUUUGCCUGUGCUUAGCUCUAUUCCAUGUAUUUCUAUCCCCCCAACAUACUCCCUUGCCGAUGACAUCAUACCCAUAACAUGAUGCAGCCACCACCAUGCUUGAAAAUAUGAAGAAUAGUACUCAGUGAUGUGGUUUUUUAGAUUUGCCUCAAACGUAAUGCUUUGUAUUCAGGACAUAAAGUUAAUUUCUUUGCUAAGUUGUUUGCAGUUUUACUUUACAAACAGGAUGCAUGUUUUUGAAUAUUUGUAUUAUGUACAGGCUUCCUUCUUUUCACUCUGUCAUUUAGGUUAGUAUUGUGGAGUAACUACAAUGUUAUUGAUCCAUCCUCAGUUUUCUCCUAUCACAGCCAUUAAACUCUGUAACUGUUUCAAAGUCAACAUUGGCCUCAUGGUGAAAUUCCUGAACGGUUUCCUUCCUCUCCGGCAACUGAGUUAGGAGGGACACCUGUGUCUUUGUAGUGACUGAGUGUAUUGAUACACCAUCCAGAUUGUAAUUACUAACUUCAUCAUGCUCAAAGGGAUAUUCAAUGUCUGCUUUUUUGUUGUUGUUGCCAUCUACCAAUAGGUGCCCUUCUUUGCAAGGCAUUGGAAAACCUCCCUGGCCUUUGUGGUUGAAUCUGUGUUUCAACUUCACUGCUCGACUGAGGGACCUUACAGAUAAUUGUAUGUGUGGGGUACAGAGAUUAGUUAGUUAUUCAAAAAUCAUGUCAAACACUAUUAUUGCACACUGAGUGAGUCCAUGCAACUUAUUAUUUGACUUGUUAAGCACAUUUCUACUCCUGAACUUAUUUUGCUUGCCAUAACAAAGGGGUUGAAUACUUAUUAACUCAAGACAUUUCAGCUUUUCACUUUUAAUUAAUUGGUAAACAUUUCUAAAAACAUAAUUCCACUUUGACAUUAUGGGGUAUUGUGUGUAGGCCAGUGACACAAAAUCAGAAUUUAAUAAAUUUUAAAUUCAGGCUGUAACACAACAGAAUGUGUAAAAAGUCAAGGGGUGUGAAUACUUUCGGAAGGCACUGUAACAAGCUUGUGCAGUUCUCAUGACCUCACACAUUAAAUAAACAGAGGACGUGUCCAAUCGGUCUGUAAAUGCAUUUUAAUUGCACAUACACGAGACCCGUGGCAAUUAUAUUAGACCCGACCCAAAUCAGAAUUUUGGACCCGUACCCGUGAUGGGGAGCAAAGCAGGUAAUCGUCUAUGUAGGUGGAGACUCUCAGCCACUUGUUUCGUUCGGGGAGCUCGUGCUAGCCCGAAUGGAACAGCGAGGUAUUCAUAGGCUGUGCCUUGAAAAGCAAACCUUAGAAGCCUCUUGUGUGCUGGCAGGAUGCUUAUGUGAAAAUAAGCAUCCUGCAGGUCGACUGUUGUGAACCAGUCGCCUCGACGAAUAGAGCGAGACAGCACGUUGAACGUAAGCAUACGGAACGUGAACUUCUUCAGACAGUAGCCCACGGGUCGGUAGUCUCUCGCUCACCAGUGGUGCCGGAGUGCCCUCUGGUGGCGAUGGAGCGAGGCUCCUUUCAUUGUAUUUUUGCUAUGUGUUGGUAGCAAGACGCCUGGAUACAGCAGACACUUUUUUUAUUGAAAAGGGCAGUGUUCACACACUGGAACAUGAAGACAGUGCAUGGUGGCGACUAACAAUUAGUCUUCCUACCACUGCUGUUUGAACUAGAGCCAGGGGGAGAGCCGUGGCACGUUAGGCAAUCAGGGGUAGAGUCGAUUCCCUCCGUCUUCCUUGAGAGCGAACACCCGAGAGGUGGUACUCCUAGAUCGGGCACCCCUUCUUCUCUCCAAGGGAAUCAAAUGGGCGGGACCUUGA
Messenger RNA from Coregonus sp. 'balchen', 16564 nucleotides. The record is from the annotation of a GenBank genome assembly. NCBI's taxonomy places the organism in Eukaryota, Metazoa, Chordata, Actinopteri, Salmoniformes, Salmonidae.